AUGCCUGCGCCCUGGCUGAGCUGCGGCCUCUGCCUGGCGCUCCUCCUGCCUGCAGCCCCGGCCACCUCCAGGAGGGAAGUGUGUGACUGCAACGGGAAGUCCAGGCAGUGCGUCUUUGAUCCCGAGCUUCACAGACAGACAGGGAGCGGAUUCCGCUGUCUCAACUGCAAUGACCACACGGAUGGCCCUCACUGUGAGCGGUGCCAGCACGGGUUCUACCGACAGAGGGAGAGGGACCGCUGCUUGCCCUGCAGCUGUCACACCAAAGGUUCUCUUAGCGCUGGAUGUGACAACUCCGGACGGUGCAGCUGCAAGCCGGGUGUGACAGGAGACAGGUGUGACCGAUGUCUGCCAGGCUUCCACACGCUCACUGACGCCGGGUGCACCCGAGACCAAAGGCUACCAGACUCCACGUGUGACUGUGACCCAGCUGGUAUCUUGGGGCCCUGUGACGAGGGCCGCUGCGUCUGCAAGCCAGCUGUCACCGGAGAGCGCUGUGACAGGUGUCGACCAGGUUAUUACCACCUGGAUGGGGGAAAUCCUGAGGGCUGUACCCAGUGUUUUUGCUAUGGGCAUUCAGCCAACUGCCACAGCUCUGGAGACUACAGUGUCCAUAAAAUCACCUCUACUUUCUCUCAAGAUGUUGAUGGCUGGAAGGCUAUCCAAAGAAAUGGGUCUCCUGCAAAGCUCCAGUGGUCCCAGCAUCAUCGGGACGUGUUCAGCUCAGCACGACGAUCAGACCCCGUCUAUUUUGUCGCUCCUGCCAAAUUUCUUGGGAAUCAACAGGUGAGCUAUGGGCAAACCCUGUCUUUUGACUACCGUGUGGACAGGGGAGGCAGACACGCAUCCGCCCACGAUGUGAUCCUGGAAGGUGCUGGUCUACGGGUCACAGGUCCGUUGAUGCCUCUGGGCAAGACGCUGCCUUGUGGGAUCACCAAGACUUACACGUUCAGAUUAAAUGAACGUCCAAACAGUAAUUGGAGCCCCCAGCUGAGUUACUUCGAGUAUCGGAGGUUACUGCGUAACCUCACAGCCCUGCGGAUCCGAGCUACUUAUGGAGAAUACAGCACUGGGUACCUCGACAAUGUGACCCUGAUUUCAGCCCGCCCCAUCUCCGGAGCCCCAGCUCCCUGGGUCGAACAGUGCGUGUGUCCCGUUGGCUACAAGGGCCAGUUCUGCCAGGAUUGUGCUUCCGGCUACAAAAGAGAUUCUGCCAGACUGGGACCUUUUGGCACCUGUGUUCCCUGUAACUGCCAGGGGGGAGGAGCCUGCGAUCCAGACACAGGAGACUGUUAUUCAGGGGAUGAAAACCUUGACAUCGAGUGCGCCGACUGCCCCAUCGGUUUCUACAACGACCCACACGACCCCCGCAGCUGCAAGCCGUGUCCCUGCCACAACGGGUUCAGCUGCUCUGUCAUGCCGGAGACAGAGGAGGUGGUGUGCAAUAACUGUCCCCAGGGGGUCACGGGAGCCCGCUGUGAGCUCUGUGCCGAUGGAUACUUUGGGGACCCCUUUGGGGAACGUGGCCCAGUGAGGCCUUGUCAGCCCUGUCAGUGCAACAACAACGUGGACCCCAGUGCCUCUGGGAACUGCGACCGCCUGACAGGCAGGUGUCUGAAGUGCAUCCACAACACAGCAGGUGUCCACUGCGACCAGUGCAAAGCAGGCUACUUUGGGGACCCGUUGGCUCCCAACCCGGCGGACAAGUGUCGAGCUUGCAACUGCAACCCAGCGGGCUCAGAGCCUGGGGAAUGUAGAAAUGAUGGCAGCUGUGUUUGCAAGCCGGGAUUUGGCGGCCUCACCUGUGAGCAUGCAGCACUAACCAGCUGUCCAGCUUGCUAUAAUCAAGUGAAGAUUCAGAUGGACCAGUUUAUGCAGCAGCUCCAGAGCCUGGAGGCCCUGGUUUCAAGGGCUCAGGGUGGUGGCGGAGUGGUGCCUGACACAGAGCUGGAAGGCAGGAUGCAGCAGGCUGAGCAGGCCCUUCAGGACAUUCUGAGAGAAGCCCAGAUUUCAGAAGGUGCUAGUAAAUCUCUCAGUCUCCAGUUGGUCAAGGCAAGGAGCGAAGAGACUGGCUACUGGAACCGCCUCAAUGACCUCAAGACGACUAUGGAAAGACUCCGGGCCCUGGGCAGUCAGUAUCAGGACCGAGCUCAGGAUACUCACAGACUGGUCACCCAGAUGCACCUGAGCCUGGAGGAGAGCGAGGCCUCCCUGAGAAACACUAACAUUCCUUCCUCAGAGCACUACGUGGGGCCAAAUGGUUUUAAAAGCCUGGCCGAGGAGGCCACAAGAUUGGCAGACAGCCAUGUUGGGUCAGCCAGUACCAUGGAGCAGCUGGUACGGGAAACCGAGGACUAUUCCAAACAAGCACUGUCCCUGGCACACAAGGCCCUGCAGGAAGGAGGCGGCGGGGGCAGCCCGGACGGCUCUGCGGUGCAAGGGCUUAUGGGAAAGUUGGAGAAAGCCAAGUCCCUGGCCCAGCAGCUGUUGGGGGAGGCCCCUCAGACUGACACUGAAGCAGAAAGGUCUUAUCAGCAUAGUCUUCGCCUUCUCAAUUCUGUGUCUCAGCUGCCAGGAGUCAAUGAUCAGUCUUUUCAGGUGAGGGCAUUGAAGAGGAUCAAACAAAAAACUGACUCUCUCUCAAGCCUGGUGACUAGGCGUAUGGAUGAGUUCAAGCAUGUGCAAAGCAGUCUGGGAAACUGGGAAGAAGAAAUCCAGCAGCUCUUACACAAUGGAAAGAAUGGGAGACAGACAUCAGAUCAGCUGCUUUCCCGUGCCAACCUUGCUAAAAGCAGAGCCCAAGAAGCACUAAGUAUGGGCAAUGCCACUUUUUAUGAGGUUGAGAACAUCCUAAAGAACCUCAGAGAGUUUGACUUGCAGGUUGAAGACAGAAAAGCAGAAGCAGAAGAGGCCAUGAAGAGACUCUCCUACAUCAGCCAGAAGGUCGCAGAUGCCAGUGACAAGACCAAGCAAGCAGAAACAGCCCUGGGCGGUGCUGCUGCCGACACCCAGAGGGCCAAGACCACAGCCAGGGAGGCCCUGGAGAUCACUGACAAGAUAGAACAGGAGAUAGGAAGCCUGAACUUGGGAGCCAAUGUGACAGCAGAUGGAGCCUUGGCCAUGGAGAAGGGACUGGCCACACUGAAGAGUGAGGUGAGGGAAGUGGAAGGAGAGCUGGCCAGAAAGGAGCAAGAGUUUGACCUGGAUAUGGACGCAGUGCAGAUGGUAAUUACAGAAGCCCAAAGAGUUGAUAACAGAGCCAAGAAUGCUGGAGCUACGAUCCAAGACACACUCAACUCAUUGGACGGCAUCCUACACCUAAUAAGUCAGCCUGGCAGUGUGGAUGAAGAGAAGCUGAUCUUAUUGGAGCAGAAGCUCUUCCGGGCCAAGACUCAGAUCAACAGCCAGUUGAGGCCCUUGAUGUCAGAGCUGGAAGAGAGAGCACGUCGGCAGCAGGGCCACCUCCAUGUGCUGGAGAUGAGCAUAGAUGGGAUUCUAGCUGAUGUGAAGAACCUGGAGAACAUCAGGGACAACCUGCCUCCAGGCUGCUACAAUACCCAGGCUCUUGAGCAACAGUGAAUCUGCUCUAGAGAUUUCCCAACUGAGGUUCUUGGGAUGCAUAACUCAGGAGCCAUCUCAUGUGAAUGGGGUGGGAUGGAGACAUUUGAACAUCUUAAAUGGGCAUGCUCAGGUCCACUGAACCUGACCCCAUCCCUGAGAUCUUGGCCAGAUAAAUGUCUUGUUACACCAGUGUGAUACUACUUGGGCAAUGAGGUGGAUAGCAUUGGGUAUGAGACUGGCCAAGGGCCUGGACCCCAAAGGGUAGACUGGAUGGAAGGACAAGCUGCACGGCCAGGUGUUUGCCUCAGGAGAGUCAAAGCCUGAGUCCUGGAGUAUGGACAGAUGCUGCUAGGCUAGAGUCAGCUUAUUUUUUGGGUAAUGUGACCAAUGGAAUUUUUUUUUUUUUUGUACUUUGCCCACCCAGAAAAUUCUUCUCAAUGUCUGAACAGAGAGUGAAGUCCAGUCACACUGUGGCCAGUAAAAUACUAUUGCUUUAUAGUGUCCAGUGCAAGCUUCUUGUUGACCAGAGUUCCUCCCACUUACCACCCAGUUUGUCAACAUGUGUUCUACUUUCAAGCUGGAAGAAGUGAACAGUGGUGGAGUGAGAGGCUGUAAGGCUGGUCCAUUUGGAGCCAUGGUGCCUGCUUGGGUCCUGCCACCUUUGAGUUCUUCUGGGGCCUGGAAGUGACAUCCUUUCUUCAGUGAUGCCAUGACUAGUUAGAGACUACACUUUUAUUAAAGCAUUUCCGACCAGCAAAACAAACUUUGGGAAGGUAUUUAAAUUUGGGUUUCAAAGUGAUAGAAAAAUAUAGCUUGGGCAUUGAAAGAAGUACAAUUACCUAGAAGAUUUAUUAGUCCUUAUUCAAUCCCACUUUUCAAAUGCUAAAAAUUGUAUGUGUCUGUGUGUUUUAUUUUCUCACUAUCUCUGCCUAUAGCAGAGAAUGUUCCUACUCACACUGGAGCUGGGUAGACUCCAUCCUUCCAUCCAUCCAUCCAUUCAUCCUUACAACAUAUAUUUAUUGAGUACCUCCUGUGUGUCAGGGGCGGGGGUACAGUGGUGAUGUAGUCUCUGCCCUCACAGAGUUGAUUGUCUAGUAAGGAAGACAAACAUUAAAAAAAUAAAUUUAAACGUACAACUCUUGUUCAUCACAAGUGGUUUUUAUUGCAAUAACCCCCUGGUUUGCAACCUCACUUCUCAACAGAACAUAUGUUGCAAGACACUCCCAGGGGGGCACUUGGGUUUUGGCAAAGCCGAGAUGGCUCUGGGUUGUGCACACUUCUUUGCAUUCUAGCUGUCACUCCUCCCCUUUCCACACCUGAUUGCAACAGACUGUUGAGUCAUGAUUACACCAGUGGGAAUUGCUGGAAAGACCAGAGAUGCUUCCAUCUCGUCUUGGAAGAUGUUGGUGCAGACUCGCCUUUGUACUUCCUUGGCUUUUCAUGGAUGUGUUUUUGAAUAAAGAAUAAA
This is a messenger RNA of Callorhinus ursinus (northern fur seal), 5029 nucleotides long. NCBI's taxonomy places the organism in Eukaryota, Metazoa, Chordata, Mammalia, Carnivora, Otariidae. The record is from RefSeq and is a predicted model, not a curated record.